AUGUCAGCUACCACUCCAUUGGCUCUCACCACAACGUUCUCGCCGCCAGCAGCUUGCACUACCGAGACAUGGUGGGUUGAGUAUCUGACGGGCUCAUACUAUUUCACAACUUCAGUCACAGGCCCGCUAUCAGGCUGGUUCUUCAGCCAGGGGCCAACAGACUGGAGUAGUUGCUUCCCUUCUGGCUAUCAAGCGACGACCGAUUUCUACUACUCACCUGGCGUAUGCCCGUCCGGCUAUUCAAUAGCCAGUGCGACGACAAUCAGUCUUGGGACUAAUACUGAGACUCGGGCAGCCUGCUGUCCAUCGAGGUACACCGCCCAAUCGAAUAACAAUUUGGUGUGGUAUACGGCGAAUCGAUGUUUUUCGGACAACAAAGAUCCGGAUCAUGUAUGGACGUACAGCGAUGGUGAUUCAGUGACCAGCAUAACAACUUCCGGUGGAAUAAACGCCAAGGCCGUUUUUAUUCGCUGGCAAGAAACCGACUUUCAGACAACCACCACGACAGCCUCAGAAGUUACUAGUACGAGAUCGGUCGCAAGAAACACAGCUUCGGUCUCUGGGCCAUCGGCCACGGCAACCACUGCCAUCUCAACAGACGAUACGAACUCCCAACAAGCCGAGCCAUCAAGAGCAUGGAUUGCCGGACCUGUUAUUGGAGCAGUCGUUGCAUGCGCUCUCAUCGCGCUGGUUGCAACAUGGUACAAUCGACGACGAUGGCAUCAGAAGAACCCUGUGGCAACCAAAUAUACGCCGCAAACCGCACAUGAGCUUGCAUAUCAACCUUCUCACUACAUGGCAGAGCUUGGCCAAGAUCCCAAGGUCUAUGAGGUGCCAUCGCAGCCGAUUUAUUCCGGGCCAUUCGAGCUUCCCGCGCCAAAACAUCGAUGA
Penicillium brevicompactum is the source of this 891-nucleotide messenger RNA. RefSeq lists its product as uncharacterized. The transcript has 2 exons. Lineage: Eukaryota; Fungi; Ascomycota; Eurotiomycetes; Eurotiales; Aspergillaceae. The record is from RefSeq and is a predicted model, not a curated record. Bases 1 to 891 code for a protein of 296 amino acids.